GAACAAAGACAGAAGAUGAGUUUUAACAAUAAAGAUAAGCAAAAAUAUUGCGAAGAAAUUGACGACGACAAUGAUUCGUUCCACUCCUUCGCACAGAGCGAUUUCGAUUCAGUCAUCUUGGAAUCUCUUACCGACAUAGAAAACUCCACCACAACUGACUCACCGAAAUACGAGAAAAAUGCUGUUAAGAAAGAUAGUACACAAGCAUAUAUGAAGCGAAGCUUUCAGGCAGCCUAUUCUACUCCGAAGUCAUCUGACAGCUGUAUCUUGGAUGCAAAUGCUCCCUUCGAAAGCCCAAUUCAAUAUCAAACCCCGGAAUUGCAGCCGUCGCGAGAGAGCUUGAAAAAGUCUCAUUACAUGGUGGAAGGCAAUUCGGAAAUACCUGAUAUGAAUCUGUUCAACAUGAAUGCAACGCCGUCAAACAAGAACGAUCCAAUGAAUGUCAGUAUCGACACGGAAGUAUUGCAAAAGUAUGCCUUUACAGAAAUUUGGCUUGAGGAGCAACAAAACAACCCGGGAAAAAAACGUUCGCUGCACCGGGAAUUUACGGCCGCAUUGGAUAAUUAUUUCCAUAAAGACAAAACAGUCAAUAAACUAAAAAGUAUGACGGACGAGGAGGAAUUUGAUCGAAAAAAGGGCAACUUAAACACACAAGUUGUUAUAAAGCCCAGCGAAUUAACUACCCCUACAUCGGCCAGCUUUCAAACUGUUUCCGAAAGCACCCCGUACGUGUCGCCUUUCGAAGACAUGCCCACAGUACACGAAGAUAUGAUAUUGACCGGACCCAAUGCCUAUAUUACUGUGCCAGCUGGUUUUGAUUUGACUAACUUGGUGGAGUACAAAAAUCCCAAUCAUUGGCAUCGACGUCCCACUACUCGAAACGAUUAUCACCCAUAAUUAUAAAAGUGCAAGCCGGAAAUUGCAUUAAAUAAUAAGUCACAUUGA
This is a messenger RNA of Drosophila navojoa, 945 nucleotides long. RefSeq lists its product as uncharacterized. Lineage: Eukaryota; Metazoa; Arthropoda; Insecta; Diptera; Drosophilidae. The record is from RefSeq and is a predicted model, not a curated record.